This is a messenger RNA of Rhodamnia argentea, 1709 nucleotides long. Its product is annotated as cytochrome P450 89A2-like. Gene Ontology annotation, molecular function: iron ion binding; heme binding; oxidoreductase activity, acting on paired donors, with incorporation or reduction of molecular oxygen, NAD(P)H as one donor, and incorporation of one atom of oxygen. Gene Ontology annotation, cellular component: membrane. The transcript is spliced from 2 exons. Lineage: Eukaryota; Viridiplantae; Streptophyta; Magnoliopsida; Myrtales; Myrtaceae. The record is from RefSeq and is a predicted model, not a curated record. Bases 82 to 1644 code for a protein of 520 amino acids.
CUGCUCGUUAGACCCCAAAUGGUUCCACCCUUCUCUGCAAAGUUCUAAUUUGGUCAAAGUCAAAAGUCGCACCGGCGAAAGAUGGAUCUCUGGUUCCUAAUCCUCGUCGCCCUCUCCGUCGCCGCCCUCCUCAGAGCCGCUGUCAACCUCUUCUCCUCCGCCUCCAAGAAGAAGAGCCUCCCGCCGGGCCCUCUCACCUUACCGGUCAUCGGCAACUUCCUAUGGUUCCGCAAGUCCUUCUCUGAGCUCGAGCCCGUCCUCCGUUCCCUCCACGCCCGCCACGGCUCGAUGGUCACCCUCCACAUCGGCUCCCAACCCGCAGUCUUCGUCUCUUCACCGACCCUCGCCCACCAGGCCCUCGUCCACCGCGGCGCUGUCUUCGCUGACCGCCCGCCGCCCCUGGCCACCAUGCGCGUCCUCUCCGCCAACCAGCACAACAUCAGCUCCACCUCCUACGGCCCCACCUGGCGCCUCCUCCGCCGGAACCUCACGGCGGAGAUCCUCCAUCCCUCCCGCGUCCGGUCCUACUCCGGCGCCCGUGCGUGGGUCCUCGACAUCCUUGUGGGGGAGCUCAAGUCCCAGCCUGGCGGCGUCGUCUGCGCCAUCGACCACUUCCAAUACGCCAUGUUCUGCUUGCUGGUCCUCAUGUGCUUCGGAGACAAGCUCGAAGAGAAGCAGAUUAAGCAGAUCGAGGAGGUUCAGCGAAAAUUGCUGUUGGAUCUGCAGCGGUUCAACGUGCUCAAUUUCUUGCCGCGGCUGACUAAGCUCGUGCUCGGGAAGCGGUGGAAGGAGUUCUACGAGCUCUGGGAGUGUCGGAAGCGCGUCCUCGUCCCGCUCAUUAGAGCUCGAUCCAAGGCCAAGCGAGAUCAAUUCAGCAAAUCCAAGGAGGACAGGAACGGCGACGACGGCAAUUGGAUCGUGUCGUACGUGGACUCGCUCCUGGAGCUGGAGCUGCCGGAGGAGAAGAGGAAGCUGGAAGAGGAAGAAAUGGUGUGCCUCUGCAAUGAGUUCCUCAACGCUGGAACGGACACGACGUCUACGGCGCUGCAGUGGAUCAUGGCCAACCUGGUCAAGUACCCAGAAAUCCAAGAGAGGCUCUACGAUGAAAUCAAAUCAGUCGUGGGACAAGCAGCGGAGCAGGUGAAGGAGGAGGACUUGCAGAGGAUGGGCUAUCUGAAGGCGGUGGUGCUGGAGGGGCUGCGACGCCACCCACCGGCGCACUUCGUGCUGCCGCACGCGGUGACGGAUGACGCGGAGCUGGGAGGGUACACAAUCCCCAAGGACGGGACCAUCAACUUCAUGGUGGCAGCGAUGGGUUGGGACCCGGAAGUCUGGGAAGACCCGAUGGAGUUCAAGCCCGAGAGGUUCUUGAACUGCGGCCGCGGCGAAGGAGAAGCCGGCGAGUUCGACAUCACGGGGAGCAAGGAGAUAAAGAUGAUGCCUUUCGGGGUGGGGAGGAGGAUGUGUCCCGGGUACGGGCUUGCGAUGCUGCACUUGGAGUACUUCGUGGCGAACUUGGUGUGGCUGUUUCAGUGGCGGACGGUUGCCGGCGAGGAGGUGGACCUGUCGGAAAAGCAGGAGUUCACCAUGGUGAUGAAGAACCCCUUGAGGGCCCAGAUUUGCCCCCGGAAUCCGGGCACCUAAAUUUCGGAAAAUGUCUGUAGAGGGUCGCCUUCUCAAUAAAUUCACAUAAAUGACACACUCUCUCU